Triticum dicoccoides is the source of this 1154-nucleotide messenger RNA. RefSeq lists its product as uncharacterized. The record is from RefSeq and is a predicted model, not a curated record. The transcript is spliced from 6 exons. Lineage: Eukaryota; Viridiplantae; Streptophyta; Magnoliopsida; Poales; Poaceae. The annotation marks the transcript as partial.
ACCCGUCUGGACACCCACUUAUCGAGGAGACGCCGUCAUUUGACCUGGGCGUCUUCACACCUCCUUGCAAUAAAGCAAAAGAACCUACCUCGUUGAGCAUUGGUUCCAUAAAGGGCAUCACGCGGAAAGACCUGUUCGGCGCUGGUGAAUUCUCCACUAAAACUCCUGGGUCUGCAGACCAGGUGACACCAUCAACCCCCUUUCACAUAGGGAGCGCAACUAUACAUCCCACACAAGAACACCGUGUGGUGGCACACGUGUCACCGGUUAGUUGCACUAGGUCUGUAGCCACUGGCCUUUUGGACUUCAGAGAGGAAGUAGAGGCAGACUGUGUAAACCUGAACAAACCGGUUGAGGAAAUAUCACUACCCGCACCACCACCCAAAAGGAGAGUUGCCCCUGGGCCUGCCGGCCGAUCGCCGUUUGUCAUGCAAUAUCGUUUGUCCGAGAGGGCUUCAGGAGAUGCAACACAUUUGUAUCUAACAUUCUCCCAGAUGGACGGAGCAGUGCUAAGCAACAACUGGGUUGUUAGUCCAUUUCCAAGCUACAUAGAGCUGACGGGCAUCGCACUCAAAAGACAGUUGAGCGUGGGAGGUUUCAUAGAGAUAGACUUGAUGAAUGUUUUUAUGCGGAGGUUCCAGCAGCUAGAGAAUGCUUGGGCCAGAAAAUAUGGCGACUCACCAUGGAGGCAUUACUUGGAACCAGACUUCAUGAGCCACGUAUUGCGAGGCGGAGGAUUCAUCCAUAAUGACUAUGUAAGGAACAUUUUUGUUGGGCAUCACAUCUCGCAUGAUGUCAACAGAUGCCCUAUGAUGGUCUUGCCAGUGCAUCAUGCGCACGCUUGGUCAACAUAUAUAUUCGACUUCCCGAGGAGGAGGACAACCAUUUUAGAUCCUAUGAUCAACAACGGGGACAGACCAGCAGAUGAAUUGCGCAACGAACACAUAAAAAUAGCAGAUGAGCUACGCGGGGCGCUAUUGGAAUGCAUAGCUGAAUACUUCGAUGGUUGGACACCCAAGACCAAAGGAUGGCAGAAGUGGUUCCCAAAACUCACAACUGGACCUUGGGUCUGCAGCAGGGCUUCUAGCGGGGUCAUUGCGCUACACUAUGCUAGGCAGUGGAUGGGGACGAAGCUACAGAGGACUUUAUCGCCG